AUGGUUUUCGAAGACAGCAUCGUUUUGGAUCAGUUGCGAUACACGGGCGUGUUGGAAGCUACCAGGAUUCGGAAAUCCGGAUUUCCUGUUAGGCCAACAUAUCAAGACCUAUUAAAUCGAUAUGGAUUUUUGAUCGCUAAAUCUCACUACAAGCAACUACGAAGCAUCGAAGAUCCUAAAGAAGCCGUGUGUUACCUUCUACAACAUUUGGAUAUCUCUGUUGGGGAACAUGGCAAUCCACAAAAAGGGUUAGAUUACGAGUUGGGAGAUACAAAGCUGUUCAUGCGAAAUAAACUGGCCGUAGAUCUGGAAGCAAUCUGCACCAUUAUUCAGCACCGAUCUGCGCGUAUCAUCCAAGAGGCAUGGAGAAAACGAGGAGAUGGUCUUUACGAAAGGGCUCGCCAUAAUGCAGCCACAGUAAUCCAAUCACACUUUCGUGGUUACCUUGCCAGACGGCAAAACCCCGCUAUUUCUCGCAUCGCUGCGCAGCGGGCUCCUGUGGAGGUUGAACCUGAAGAGCCUGUAGAAUCAUUGUCCGACCUGGAAAUAUCUCGUUUGGAAAUUCCAAGUGAUCUGGCUUUCAUUUUGGAGGAGAAACCAAUGGAUCAGUUAUCUUGGCUGAAUUCACAUAAGGUGACUAAACCGCGUGGAAGUAUUCGGCGAUUGUUAUCCAAUCACCCUGCAAGUGGAUGGCAGACAUAUGGUCGACCGGUUUGGGAUGCUCAACCAUUGUCCUAUCUGGUCAGGAGUCAACUUGGUUUUCGAUUAGCUCCCCGAAAACGACCCAUCCUACUGACACAGGCAACUGAAGGUCAGCAGGCGGCAGCUGCAGCAGCCUCCAAACUUGUAUUGCGAUUGAUUCAUUUACCGGAACAACCAAUCAUGGAUCAGUUCCUUAUUGGUAGCUAUUUGUAUCAGUUGGGUUUGGUCAAUAAAUCUUUGCACAAAGAGAUUUUGGCACAGUUGCUCAGUCAGUCCGUGAAUUGGCCAGAUCAAGCCGGUCUUACUGAGGAAUCGGACAAGGAAGACGAAGAGAGUCUUUUCGAAACAACAACGCAACAGUCUCGGGCGCCACAAACGUACUCGAUUGCAGAAGGAAACGUACAAGGUGUAAUACGCGAUCGAAAUCCAAUCGGAUCGAGCGAUUUACAACGACGCGCAUUUCGUCGCCUAUGGAUGCAUGUAGCCGGAGUUUUGACCUGCGGCCGAUUGUCUGGUACAUUAAAACCAGUAGUUGUUCGGUUUAUGCGUCAACAUGGACCAGUGCGUUCGGUACCAUUAUGUGAAGAUCGUUUGGUUAUGGCACCUUCAGUUCCUCGUCUCUAUCCUCCUUGCCUUCUGGAAUGGCGUGUCAACUACACCGGAAACAAUAUGGGAAUUGACUUGAAAUUUCCUGAUGGUCUUUCCUCCGUCAUUCAUGUGGGUUGUUUCACUCGAGCGGAAACCUUAGCUGGAAUGGCUAUGGCUCUACGACCGAAAUCACCGACAGAUAUUGCAGCGGAUGCUCGUGUUGCAGGUGCCCCACCCGACUCUCCACUUCCUCCAGAUGUGACCGGAACGCGAAAAUCAACCACGGCAUUGCCACAUGAGAUGCGGUACUACACAUACGAACGGCCAGGUUGUUCAAUCCAGUUGAGAAAAGAGUUUAUCAGUCCAAAGGAACGCAUUCGAUCAAGUCUAGUCCUCACGCUUGUCUUCGCUCAAGUCGUCAGCGAUGCCAAAGAUUAUGUUAACCCUCGUCUUCGGAGUGCUGACAGACAAAUGAUACUUGAUAUGGUUGGUGAUCGUUACCUCUCAAAAUGGCCGGAGUCCCUCAAAUCUAUUCCUUUAGAGGUGAAGAAGCAAGUGGUUCAGCAGUCUCUUAAAUUUCCGUUUUAUUUCGGCCGCUUUUAUCCAAUAUUGUAUUUGGACAACCCCAUAUCAGUCAACGAUUGCCAUUGGCUUGUUGUGGCACACCAUGGCAUUCGUGUAGUCUUUCAGAGUCGUGACCGACCUGAUUUUGAUCUAAAAGCAACCUUGGAAUUGGGGGAUAUCAAACAAGUGCAAGCGAAUCACGUAGUAGCCAGACCACGUUGGCGUCUCGGGGACGACACACAAAGUGAACAUCCGGGUGUAGCCGGCUAUUUGAGCAGCGAGACCAAGCCGGUGGAUGUUGUGGGUGGAUUGAAAAAUAUGUUACAGAUUACUACAACUGACAAGGUUCACCAAUUCUAUACGGAGCUGGCCGAAAGAAUUCAAGAGAAUGUAAACGAUUUUCUGAAGGAAUACGAACAAGAAGUACGUAAGCACAUCUUGUAA
Echinostoma caproni is the source of this 2298-nucleotide messenger RNA. Lineage: Eukaryota; Metazoa; Platyhelminthes; Trematoda; Plagiorchiida; Echinostomatidae. The record is from the annotation of a GenBank genome assembly.